AAUUGCUUCGUUGCUCUCGAUCGCCGCAGUUCUUUUCUCGCAAGCGACAGCGACCUCCACUUCUUCUUUUACUCCACCUCCUCCCGGAUUUUUGGAGUCUCAAAUUCGCGAUUGGGUUCCUUUUUUCCAUCGAUUUGUUCCUGCCUUCAUCCCUCUCGAUCCAUCGGCCAUCUCGAGAAGUUCUAGAUCCGUAAAUUUUCAAUUAAGAAGCUGCUGGACGCCAAAAUCUGUACCCUAAGAAUCGAAGCGCUGACCUGCCCCUUCGUUUUUCGCCUUAUCUCAUCUUCAGGGAUGUCGGAGAAGUUCUCGCCGGCGCUGCGGCUCGUGGAUCUCAACGAUUUUAUCGCACCGUCGCAGGACUGCAUCGUUUCGCUCAAGGCCGUAAACUCCAAACGCAACAAAAGCCAAGAGAAACCCAACUUUAUCAACCAACCAUCACAAACAGAAGCUGUCAAAAUUUCACUGAAGGACUGUUUAGCAUGCAGUGGCUGCAUAACUUCUGCUGAGACAGUUAUGCUUGAGAAGCAAAGUUUGGAUGAAUUUUUGGCUCACAUUAAUUCAGGCAAUCAUGUUAUUAUAUCUAUAUCCCCACAAUCAAGAGCAUCCUUAGCUGCUUAUUUUGACCUCUCUCCAAUCCAGGUUCUUAGAAAACUAACCACCUUCUUCAAGUCUUUGGGAGCAAAAGCUGUUUUUGAUACUAGUUCUAGCCGGGAUGUGUCACUUGUUGAAUUAUGUAAUGAGUUUAUAUCUCGUUACCAGCAUCAGCAUGGACAUAAUUUCCCUAUCAUCUCAUCGGCAUGUCCAGGUUGGAUUUGCUAUGCCGAAAAAACACUUGGAUCAUAUAUCUUGCCCUACAUUUCAUCAGUGAAGAGCCCUCAGCAAACUAUUGGUGCUGCUAUCAAGCAUCACGUCGUGCAAACAAUGGGUUUCAAGCAGCAUAAUGUCUACCAUGUCACUGUGAUGCCUUGUUAUGACAAAAAGCUUGAAGCUGUCAGGGAUGAUUUUGCCUUCUCAAUAGAUGAAUUAGAAAAUAGUAAUCUCAACUCAGUCCCGAGGAUACCAGAGGUUGAUUCAGUUUUAACAUCUGGCGAAGUUCUAGAAUUGAUAAAGUUAAAAUCAAUGGAUUUCAAGGCUUUGAAAGAAGCUCCUCUGGAUAACAUGUUUGUUAAUGUCGAUGAAGGGGGACACCUUUAUGGGGUCUCAGGUGGUUCUGGAGGAUAUGCAGAAACAGUUUUUCGCCAUGCUUCUAAAAGUCUUUUUGGAGUAGAUAUUCAUGGACCACUUGAGUUUAGAACUAUUCGCAAUUCAGAUUUCCAGGAAGUGACAUUAGAAGUGGACGGUAAGACAGUUUUGAAGUUUGCACUGUGCUAUGGAUUCCGGAAUUUGCAGAACAUUGUAAGGAAGAUCAAAAUUGGGAAGUGUGAUUAUCAUUUUCUUGAAGUUAUGGCAUGUCCAUCAGGCUGCCUAAAUGGUGGUGGCCAAAUAAAACCAAAGGCUGGCCAGUCCGGAAAAGAACUAAUCCAGCUAUUGGAUUCUGUGUAUAUGCAAGAUGUAGAUGUUGCAGACCCCUUCAAUAAUCCAAUUGUGAAAAGAUUGUACGAUGAAUGGCUAGAAUAUCCCGGUUCAGAGAAGGCGAGACAGUAUUUGCAUACGGAGUAUCAUCCUUUGGUCAAGAGUACAGCUUCUCAGCUGCACAACUGGUGAUUGUUUCUUUUUUUUUUACGGUACUUGGGAUUCUAUAUUCCAAUUUCCACUGGGGGACCUGAAGGUGGUGUUCCUAUAGUCCACAACCUGUUCUAACCUGCAAAAUGAUCGAAGGUGGUGCUGCAAUAAACAAAAUGUGUUCUGACAUAUAAAAUGAUCACCAUACUAUACCAGUACUCCAUGUUAACCUUAAUGUAGUGUAGAAUCAAUUUUCCUAGAGUAGAUAUUUUGUUCUCGUCAAAUAUGUUUCUAAAAUCUUUUUUGUAAAGUGGAAGCAUCGUCUACGCAUGUAUAAAAUUUUUGGUCUGUCGUUUUUUUUUAAUCCUGUAUAAGAUUUGACGCUGAUUAUUGAUCCUAGAACAGCAGUUAUGUAAAGCUACCAAAAAGAUAGAUUGCAAGUAUU
Messenger RNA from Zingiber officinale, 2107 nucleotides. Its product is annotated as protein NAR1-like. The record is from RefSeq and is a predicted model, not a curated record. Gene Ontology annotation, cellular component: cytosol. Gene Ontology annotation, molecular function: 4 iron, 4 sulfur cluster binding. The transcript is spliced from 12 exons. Lineage: Eukaryota; Viridiplantae; Streptophyta; Magnoliopsida; Zingiberales; Zingiberaceae. Bases 292 to 1704 code for a protein of 470 amino acids.